AUGCACCUCUUCGCUUUCCAGGCCCUACGACUUGCAUCCUCUAGCACCGGCUAUCAGCCACUACCAAUCGACCCGACAUGGAGCGAAAUGGCCAAAAAAGCUAUGAAGGGAAAAGAUCCAAACUCAUUGAUUUGGCACACUCCCGAAGGUAUACCCAUCAAGCCGUUGUAUCUCAAGGAGGAUCGAAAAUGCGAUCAGAGCAAGCCGGAUGAACUACCAGGAAAGUACCCAUUCACCCGUGGGCCCUAUCCUACAAUGUACACACAGCGACCGUGGACAAUUCGACAAUACGCCGGAUUUUCGACUGUAGAGGAGUCUAACGCAUUCUACAAAGAGAACAUUAAAGCCGGUCAACAGGGACUCUCAGUUGCCUUUGAUCUGGCAACCCACAGAGGUUACGAUUCCGACAAUCCACGUGUAUACGGUGACGUUGGUAUGGCUGGUGUAGCUGUUGAUUCCGUAGAAGACAUGAAACAACUUUUCGACGGUAUUGACCUCUCGAAAAUGAGCGUUUCUAUGACCAUGAAUGGUGCUGUGAUUCCCGUCCUUGCUAUGUACAUCGUCGCUGCUGAAGAAGCUGGUGUUGAUCGCAAACAGUUGGCUGGAACCAUUCAAAAUGACAUCUUGAAGGAAUUCAUGGUCCGAAACACCUACAUCUAUCCACCAGAGCCUUCUAUGCGUAUUAUUGGUAGGUGUUCCAUUCAAUUAGGAGACGAGAUGAGUGAAAUGAGAAUUUAUUUGUAUUUAGGAGAUAUUUUUGCCUACGCUAGCAAAGAAAUGCCCAAAUGGAAC
Molecule: messenger RNA, 792 nt
Organism: Strongylus vulgaris
Lineage: Eukaryota; Metazoa; Nematoda; Chromadorea; Rhabditida; Strongylidae
Source: the annotation of a GenBank genome assembly